This is a messenger RNA of Octopus bimaculoides (California two-spot octopus), 1242 nucleotides long. RefSeq names its product synaptotagmin-like protein 5. Gene Ontology annotation, cellular component: plasma membrane; exocytic vesicle. Gene Ontology annotation, molecular function: neurexin family protein binding. The record is from RefSeq and is a predicted model, not a curated record. NCBI's taxonomy places the organism in Eukaryota, Metazoa, Mollusca, Cephalopoda, Octopoda, Octopodidae. Gene Ontology annotation, biological process: exocytosis.
AUGUUGACAUUUGUAAGGGGAAGGAAGAAACAAAAGCAUGCAUCUCAAGCAAGCAGUGAGGAUGCUCGAUCUGAAAUCAGCAAUCAGAGCUAUAUGUAUGAUCAACAAAGUGACAGCAGUUCAGUUCACACUACACCAGACCACCGAACCAAUGGAAGCAAACGUAGAUUAGAUAUAGACCCAUCUUUACCAUCAAUCACAAUAUCAGAAGCUGAAGGAGGAAGCCGUGACAGUCUAAGCAGUUACUACAGCAAUGCCGGUGAAGUCAACUAUGGUAAAAUAAAUGUGACUGGCGACAUUCAGUUUGGUUUGGACUAUGACUAUAAGACAAGUUGCCUUGAAAUUCGUGUCAAGCAGUGUCGUAAUUUAGCCCCUGCUGAUGUCAAGAAGAACAAAUCAGAUCCGUAUGUUAAAAGUUACCUUUUACCAGAUAAAACUAAAACAGGCAAGCGGAAGACUAAAGUGAAGAAAAACAGUCUGAAUCCUACAUUUGAUGAAACACUCAGGUAUUACAUUGCCAAAAGUGAGCUAGAAAAUCGGACAUUGUGGUUGACUGUGUGGCAUAAUGAUCGCUUUGGUAGGAAUGAUUUCUUAGGAGAAGUUACCAUUCCAUUUGAUUACUACCGGUUUGAAGGACCUACAUUAAAAUGGCAUCAACUGCAGCAAAGACAAGAAUAUUUGCCAUCAUCUCUUUCAUACAAAGGCGAGCUGACCUUGUCAUUAAAGUUUGUAACUGGUGAUAAACUGCUAACGGGGUCCACAACAUCUUUAAAGCACAGUAGAGAUGGCAGAUCUGAAGUUUCAGAUGGAGGACAACUUCAUGUUUACAUUAAAGAGGCCAAAAAUUUGACAGCAGUUAGAUCUGGAGGAUAUUCUGAUCCUUUCUGUAAAGGGUAUUUAUUACCAGAAAAGAACCGAUCAUCAAAGCAAAAAACUCCAGUGGUAAAGAAAAAUUGCAACCCGGUUUGGAAUCAUUGCUUUAUAUUUGAAGAUGUGUCUGCUAGUUUGCUGGCUGACCGAUGCCUAGAACUCACUCUGUGGGAUUAUGAUCGUAUAUCAAGUAAUGAUUUUCUUGGUGGCGUUCGAUUGAAUUUAGGAUCAGGUAUUUGUAGUCGGAGAUAUGUUGAUUGGAUGGAUGCUGUUGGUGAUGAAAUCUCAUUGUGGCAGUCAAUGAUAUCUAGACCAAACACUUGGGUUGAUGGAACUCUUAUGUUACGUGCAAACAUGAGUAACAGAAUGUGA